AUGGCUUCCCUUCCCAUUUUCCUGUGUACUCUCCUAAUUUUCUUGUUAUCUUUCAAUGAAAUCUCCGCCGUGAAGUACGAAGUGAUUGUGGAUAAGGCCGGCCCAAAAAAAAACGCAACCAACACGACAAUGGGGGGCAUCGAAAAAUUCCACAAAGUUAUUGGCGGAGUUCCGUACACACAACAAAUAAUGGGUCAGAUCAACACCUUUAUGUGGUCCACCAUCUUGAAACAAAACACCCCAGCUGAAAGAAAAUCCAUAGAUACUAUUCAAGUUUUCAUCACGUAUUUUUUUGGACCUGAAGCAAUCACUUGGGGCGGUAAUAAGAUUAAUGUUAGUGUGUAUUAUUUGGACAUGUACGAGGGGCCAAACACCUUGAAAUGGGGAUUUACGUCCCUUUUGUACCAUGAAAUGACCCAUGUUUUCCAAUGGAAUGGUGAGAAGAAGGCCCCUUCAAAUUUAUUAGAAGGGAUCGCAGAUUACACGAUUCUCAAAGCUAAUUACGCCCCAUCAGGCUUUAACAAGCCCGGUUCCGGGAGUAGAUGGGACGCGGGGUUUGAUAUCACAGCCCGUUUUCUCGAGUAUUGUGACGGGCUUGUUCCAGGGUUCGUGGCAAAGCUUAACAAUAUGAUGAGGAAGACUUACGACAUAUCAUUUUUUAAAAAUAUAACAGGAAAGCCCGUAGAGCAACUCUGGAAGGAUUACAAGGCUAAACAUCCAGGGGUUGAAUAG
Messenger RNA from Helianthus annuus (common sunflower), 732 nucleotides. RefSeq lists its product as uncharacterized. The coding region runs from base 1 to 732 and encodes 243 amino acids. The record is from RefSeq and is a predicted model, not a curated record. The transcript has a single exon. Lineage: Eukaryota; Viridiplantae; Streptophyta; Magnoliopsida; Asterales; Asteraceae.